AUGUGUGGAUAUUCCUUCGACAAGAAGAAACUACCGAAGGUGAUAAAUACUCUUACUGUCCCUCGAAUUAAUAUCAAACUUCUCUCCAUUUCCAGGACACUACCAGUCAACUCUCAACUCAACACCUACUCAGUUCUACAAUUUCUAUACCCAAUCCAAUCCUUCAUCAUGCACGUCUCCAAGCUUAUUGCCUUCGGCGCCAUGUUCCUGGCUGUCGAUGCCUUUAAAUGCGCUGUUGGCCAGCAAGGCUCAUGUACAUAUGUCGAGUCUGAUGCCAAACAACAUCGUUGUGCUAUCAAAUGCAGCUACAAAGGUGGAUAUGCUAAAUGCACCUGCCCCCAGUACUACCCACGAAACGACAAGAAAUGGCCUUAUGGAGGAAAGCAUGCUUGUAUUUCUACCCCCCAAUACGUCGACCGCUUUAAGUGUUAG
Messenger RNA from Fusarium graminearum PH-1, 432 nucleotides. RefSeq lists its product as uncharacterized. The coding region runs from base 1 to 432 and encodes 143 amino acids. NCBI's taxonomy places the organism in Eukaryota, Fungi, Ascomycota, Sordariomycetes, Hypocreales, Nectriaceae. The record is from RefSeq and is a predicted model, not a curated record. The transcript is spliced from 2 exons.